UUAAAUCAGUGAUAAAAUUACCGGUAGUGAAAUAUCGCUCACUACUAGUGUGUACUGUGGUUGGCGCAUUUUGUUUAAUUUUUAAUUGCUUGUGGAAAGAUAACGUUCCGUUUAACUACCCCCAUCGUCAGCAAGUUGCAGAAAUUCAUUUUACAUUGAAAAUGGCGGCGUCAGUAAAACAACUUUAUGUAAGUAGCCAGAUUAGAGAAAUAUGAUAUAUAUUUUGCCCAUCCAUCAGUUGCAUCCUUUGACUCUGGAAUCAACACUAUUCCUCAACUCCUUGGAAGUGUGCGGCAAAAUUUAUAACCGAAUUGAUCCCUAUCUUUAUGAUUCGUUGAGAAAUGUGGUGCUUGGAAUUGAAAAAUUCCUAGAUCAAAACCCUACCGUAAUAGAGCCCACGGAUGACUUUAUGUUUGUGACACCCAAAGAGUUGGCCGUAAUACCAAAGAUUUACCAUUGCACCUUUUGCAAGAAAAAUUUGGGCAGUACGGUUGACAAGGCCGCGAUCCAUUUGGCAGAACGACACCCAACUGCCAAAACAGUAAAUUUGCCAAAGCGAGCGAAGGCGAUUGUUGAGAGCGAUUUCGGAAAAUUUUUCGCCGAUCAAUUACAAGUAGCAGAGACAUUAAAACAAAUCCCGGAAUAUGACGUUAUUGAGAAUUCGCUGUCGGAUAUUCUUAAGGAAGUGUUUCCCGACAAAAGCAUCGAAAUGUAUAAAUUCGGUUCGCGAAUAACUGGUAUUGGUACAGAAAAUUCGGAUCUUGAUAUAUACGUUGAUAUCGGUGGACGAUUCAAUGAAUUCGAGCAUGCUGCCACAGCAGAGACGUUGCAAAUCUUCGACCGGGCUUAUUACGUUUUUAAAAAUAAAACCAUAGAUUGGCGCUUGAACCAUGCUGCUAGAGGUGCACGUAUACCCAUACUAAAGUUGACUAACACUAGGACUAAAAUAAAAUGUGAUGUUGGUUUUUCCAACAGUAUAAGUUAUUGCAAUAAGCAAAUGCUUGAAUAUAUUUUCCAACAACAGCCUAUAGCGCGACGAAUGUGCAUAUUCAUGAAAAAAUGGCUAGAGCUCACAGGACUUAAUAGGCGUAUAACUACGUACUGUAUGUCGUUGAUGGUAAUUUACUAUUUACAGAUCAACAAUUUUUUGCCCUCAAUUGAGACUCUGCAAAAGAAUAUGUUGGCCAAUGUCUUAGUUGGACCAUGGAUUAGCAACUUUAUUGAGAUACCCUUAACUGAAUUGAAAAUGGAAGUUCUUAGCGUCAGCCCAUCGAGUUGCAAGCAACACAUUAAAGAAUUUUUUAUAUAUUAUGCUGAUUUCGAUUAUGAAUCGCAUGUAAUAUGCCCCUAUUUUGGACGUACACAUAUAAAAAUUGAAAAUUUUGAAAGCCUAAUGCCGGAACGAUAUACCAAUUUUGUACAGAGCAAGAAUUCUGCCAAAGAUUUUCGCAUAGAAUUAGAUAAGCAUAUGGUCGUACAGGAUCCACUACGAAUGAAUCAUAAUGUGGCAGAGCGUGUGACUAAAGUAGAUUUGAUGGAGUGGCAGCAUUUUUUAAAGAAGUCAGCUGUGUUGAUAAUCGUUGUGAGAUCAUGGCGCAAUAAUGACUUAAUAUAUACUAGCAAAUAUCCGGCGUGCUUUGCGACGCAUCGUGAGUAAUUUUGCAUCAAAAUUAAGGAGAAACCGUAUUGAAACUCAAAUGGGAAAAACCCCUUCAGGGGAAGAAUUUUGCCUUUAUUAGUAUCCAUAAUUCAUCUGGCCGGGAACCCUAGUAAGUUAAGAUCUAUCUUCACAAAUCAGUGCCAUAUCAGUUCGGUAUCAUUGCCAAUCAGCAUCGAUCAGUGAUACCAAUUCACACACAUUCGUAGCAUGUCGUCCGGUACUUUCAUUAAAAUGAUGUUCAUUGAAACCAAGAGGACUUAUUUUACUAAUGUUUAAUUGGCCAGUUUCCUCUCUUAAUGUAUGCAAAUUUGCACAACCUGUUAAUCAAUUUAAAUACUGCUUUUUAAUUUUUACUUACCAUAAUAUGGUGUGGCGUAGAACAAAUUUGAAAUUUGUGUGUUGAAUUCUAAAAACUUAAGGCCAAAUUCACAGUGCGUAGUUAACUCAGAAUCGACAGUUAACUGCAGAUUUUAAGUGAAUGUAUUUUUGCGUUGAAAACGUUUGCAAUUUUAAACAUUUCACGUGUAUAUUUUAAACAUCUCAUGUUCAAAAAUGCAGUCUUGAACAUCGUAUGCGUAUACUUACACAAAUUUUGUUUGAAAAUAAACACUUUUCAGUCGCAGUUUUA
Molecule: messenger RNA, 2288 nt
Organism: Rhagoletis pomonella (apple maggot)
Lineage: Eukaryota; Metazoa; Arthropoda; Insecta; Diptera; Tephritidae
Product: terminal uridylyltransferase Tailor-like
Exons: 7
Coding region: 212-1657 (481 amino acids)
Biological process (GO): mRNA 3'-end processing; mitochondrial mRNA polyadenylation
Molecular function (GO): poly(A) RNA polymerase activity
Source: RefSeq, a predicted model, not a curated record